This is a messenger RNA of Carassius auratus (goldfish), 832 nucleotides long. RefSeq lists its product as uncharacterized. The record is from RefSeq and is a predicted model, not a curated record. Lineage: Eukaryota; Metazoa; Chordata; Actinopteri; Cypriniformes; Cyprinidae. The coding region runs from base 155 to 832 and encodes 225 amino acids. The transcript has 5 exons.
CUCACGGUCUUUCACUUUGAAAACCCCUGCGGUAGAAUAUUCUGAACAGAGAUGCAUUACCGGAAACAACAGACAGGCGGCGAUAGAGGUUAGCCUGUUUUACUUUCCCUGAAGAGAAAAUUGAUUAAUCUUCCGCACCUGGGUCAUUAAAAAAAUGGACACUUAUAUUGUUUUCAAGGGCAACAGACGGGUCUUCCUAAAACUGGCCGACAUGCGAGCAGAGAGAAUAUCUCGGAUUUUUCAGAUCGAUGUGGGCAGUAUUUAUUUGGCCGAUGCUACCAACGUAGUUAUUUUCCCUUUGGAAGAUGGUCACUUCAGCAGUUUUGACUUAAAUGAGCGGGAACAUUAUGAGGUUCACGGUGGAGGCGCUCAAAGCCAUCUUGGUCGAGCGCCAACCGUUGCAGACCACCGGCAUUCAUUUGGAUUUCUUCAACCAACUAGUGUGCCCUCUUCAAACCUGCCACCAUGUGCGAGCACACCGAGAUCAUUCCAAAGAUCAAUUCACAUCUCUGAACCAAGAGAUGGAAAACUCUUCUCUACCAAAAUUGUUGUGGUGAGAUUUUUGGAGUCCGAAGCAACCGUACCUUCAAUCCUGGAUAAGGUGAAGUUGGCCAUGGGGAACAACGAGACUUAUGUCCUUGCUUAUGCACUUGGAAGUCAGGUGUUGGAAUCAGAGGCGACUACUGGUUCAUUUUAUUGGAGGCAAAUUUCGAGAAAGAUUCAUGCCAUCGAACAGGCCACCUUUAAGCAGUGGCAACAGAAAAGGACUUCAACAAGGUACAAUGGAAAACCCCAUGUUUUGGGCAUGCUGCAGGGGCCUGGUGGGGUGUAA